AUUUGCUAACCAAGUUUGAUACCAUCGAUGAUAAGAUGGUUCCAAGAGGACGUAUGUACCGUGGACCAGCUAGGAACAUAGCAGAUGCAAAUAUGGCGGCGGGUGUCGGCAGCGGAAUGCUUCCCGUACCUUACGGCAUGGCGGGCGUUGGCGGCUUGCUUCCACUUGAUGCCGCUGCUUCCAUCCCACAACCAAUGCCUAUUACAGCGUUGGCUUCUGCUCUUGAUAACGCAUCACCAGAUCAACAGAGGACGAUGCUGGGUGAGAAUCUGUAUCCAUUGGUGGACCAGCUUGAGCACGAGCAUGCGGCUAAGGUGACAGGGAUGCUUUUGGAGAUGGACCAAACGGAGGUGUUGCAUUUGCUGGAAUCACCAGAUGCAUUGAAGGAGAAAGUUGCAGAGGCUGGUGUUAUGGACAUGGCUGCAGCCAUGAAUCUUUUACCUGAUUCACCCAUGUCUUCCGGGUUCAGUCAACAGAUGUCACCAUCAGGAAAUGGUGGUCAACACUCUUCAGUUGCGUGGCCCCAGCCGAAUGUCCCGACACUUCAUCUUCCAGGAAGAAAUGUACAAUCGAGUCGGCUUAGGUCUUCUCUUAGUGCCAGGGAUAUCCCAUUAGAGGAUUUGAGCUUGUUGCAGGAUUAUGAAUCUCAACAACUGCUAAACGACUUUACCUGUUAUUCAGUCAGCGAUAUUGCUUUCGAAAAAUGGCAUAUUGGACCAGUCAGCGAUAUUGCUUUCGAGCUGUGGUUGUUUGACUUGUAUGGAUUGCAAGGCAACCGAAAAGAUUCAAUAUGGUUACCUUUUAUGCAAUUUGCUCUUUUUCAAUCCAAAUUAGAACCGGAUCUAGCUAGAAGAGCAGAACAUUAUUUCUCUGAGAAUACACACGUUAUUAAAGAUUACGCUGAUAAAGCUGCUUCAUUCGUCAAAAAUGAAUACUUUAAAGUUCAACCGGAACUGGCUAGCCAUCUUAACCAAGAUACAGCCGUUGUGAUAUGCGACUCUUGUGACUGUGCCCGAAUCAUAUGA
Molecule: messenger RNA, 1025 nt
Organism: Helianthus annuus (common sunflower)
Lineage: Eukaryota; Viridiplantae; Streptophyta; Magnoliopsida; Asterales; Asteraceae
Exons: 6
Coding region: 36-1025 (329 amino acids)
Molecular function (GO): RNA binding
Source: RefSeq, a predicted model, not a curated record